Molecule: messenger RNA, 2147 nt
Organism: Oryza brachyantha (malo sina)
Lineage: Eukaryota; Viridiplantae; Streptophyta; Magnoliopsida; Poales; Poaceae
Product: D-xylose-proton symporter-like 3, chloroplastic
Exons: 15
Coding region: 50-1762 (570 amino acids)
Biological process (GO): transmembrane transport
Cellular component (GO): membrane
Molecular function (GO): transmembrane transporter activity
Source: RefSeq, a predicted model, not a curated record
AUAUUGUUUUAUUUCGCGUGCAAGCACGAGCGGAGUUUUUAUAGCGGCCAUGGCGACUGUCGCCUUGUUCCCCUCGUCUGCCAGCGCCCACGCCGUUCGCGCCGUCGCGGCUGCGCCCACCGCCGCACCCCACCCACGCCGCGCUCGUGGCUUCACGCCUCCCGGUCGCUCCGCCGCGGCGAUGGACGCCUUCCACGUGUCGUCGCAGGCCGCCGAGCCGCUCCUCCGCUCCACCGCCGCCGCCGCCGCGGCGUCGGCGUCGGCGGCCGCCUCCAACCCCAGGCUCCGCGUUCGGACACAUGCGCAGGGCGGCGAGUUGCCCUCCAGCGGCGGCGCCGGAGAUGGCGCGGCCGGGAAGGACUUCUCGUGGGCUUCCGUCAUCCUUCCGUUCUUGUUCCCUGCAUUGGGAGGACUCCUUUUUGGUUAUGACAUUGGUGCAACCUCAGGAGCAUCCAUAUCUCUGCAAUCUGCUGAACUCAGUGGAACCACUUGGUUCAGCCUGUCAUCUAUUCAGCUAGGACUUGUGGCAAGUGGUUCACUUUAUGGUGCUCUUGGUGGAUCGAUUCUUGCAUACCGCAUUGCUGAUUUUCUAGGAAGAAGAAUAGAACUGGUCACAGCUGCAGCUUUAUAUAUUUCUGGUGCUCUGGUCACUGGUUUUGCACCUGAUUUUGUAGUUCUGAUCAUAGGUCGUCUCCUCUAUGGCCUCGGUAUUGGUUUGGCAAUGCAUGGUGCCCCUCUUUAUAUUGCAGAGACUUCUCCUUCAAAAAUACGUGGGACAUUGAUAUCCUUAAAGGAGCUGUUUAUUGUAUUAGGAAUACUGAUUGGAUACCUUGUAGGUAGUUUUGAAAUUGAUGUGGUAGGCGGAUGGCGUUAUAUGUUUGGUUUUGGUGCUCCACUGGCAGUAAUAAUGGCUAUUGGUAUGUGGAAUUUACCGCCUUCACCAAGAUGGCUUCUUCUCAGGGCAGUUCAAGGAAAGGGGUCAGUGGAAGAUAACAAAAGGAAGGCAAUUCAGGCAUUGAGAUCACUGAGGGGGCACUCUAGAAGUGACAAGGUGUUAACAGAUGAGAUUGAAGAUACCCUUGUGUCUAUUAAAGCUGCUUAUGCAGAACAAGAAUCUGAAGGGAACAUUUGGAGGAUGUUUGAGGGAGCUAGCUUGAAGGCCUUGAUCAUUGGAGGAGGACUGGUUCUCUUCCAGCAGAUAACAGGCCAGCCAAGUGUUCUAUACUAUGCAACUUACAUUCUUCAGACUGCUGGGUUUGCAGCUGCAUCUGAUGCUGCCAAAGUAUCAAUUUUGAUUGGGUUGUUCAAGUUGCUGAUGACAGGAGUUGCAGUAUUUAAAGUUGACGAUCUUGGAAGGCGUCCACUACUUAUAGGAGGCAUUGGUGGAAUAGCUGUUUCACUGUUCCUAUUAGCAGCUUACUACAAGAUUCUGAACAGCUUCCCUUUUGUUGCUGUUGGUGCUUUGCUUCUGUAUGUCGGUUCUUACCAGGUUUCGUUUGGUCCAAUAAGUUGGUUAAUGGUCUCUGAGAUAUUCCCACUUCGGACAAGAGGGCGUGGCAUCAGCCUUGCAGUACUAACAAAUUUCGGCUCAAAUGCAUUGGUGACAUUUGCGUUUUCACCCUUGCAGGAAUUCCUUGGUCCGGCCAAUAUUUUCAUUCUCUUCGGAGCUAUAUCGUUGCUCUCCCUCGUGUUUGUCAUCCUAAAAGUUCCAGAGACUAAAGGACUUACAUUGGAGGAGAUCGAAUCCAAGAUCCUGAAGUAAUAAUGUAUCGUGGCUCUACUGCAAACUACACAGACAGGCAAGGUCUGAAAACCUGAGACCAGCGACAGCGAGAUCGUUGGACCGAUGAUUGACUGACCGACCAAUCACCUGGGAGCUUACUCCAGCUUGGAUUGGAUUCCCAGCAGGACCGGGCCGGUGCAACUACUGCGCGACCGCGGAAUAUAAAUUCGUCUUCUGCCUCACCCUCUCAGCUCUGCACGCGUUUCUUGACCAGCCAUGGCUGCUUCUCCUUCUUCGCUGUCGCCGCAAUGGGCCUCACGUGUUUCUGUCCAUCAGUUCACUGCCCCCAGCCAUGCUCUUCCUGAUUUCAUCUCCCCGCGAAUAAUCCGUGAUCCGAACAGCUUCCAACGCCCCAUGUGAUAAU